Messenger RNA from Fimicolochytrium jonesii, 1276 nucleotides. Its product is annotated as S-adenosyl-L-methionine-dependent methyltransferase. NCBI's taxonomy places the organism in Eukaryota, Fungi, Chytridiomycota, Chytridiomycetes, Spizellomycetales, Powellomycetaceae. The transcript has a single exon. The record is from RefSeq and is a predicted model, not a curated record. The coding region runs from base 176 to 1276 and encodes 366 amino acids.
CGAACACCGACCGGCCUUUCUGACACUCGCCCCCAAGUAAGUAGAUAUCCUACCGCAAGAGCAGCCGUCUCAUAGGCUCUCGUUGCAGUCACUAUUCCUUCGAGAGGGAAACAACUACCCCCCGCCAACUGUCUGCUCCCUCCUCCCUAACCUCCUCACCAUCUAUCUACCCGCAAUGUGCGACGCCGCCCAACCCCUCCCAACCGGCGGCCACCAACACCCGCAACAACCCCGCCCACCCCUUACAUUCACCUCCCCAACCCGCCCAAUCCUCACCUCCUCCAACUACCUCCAAGUCCAAACCCACUACGCCCGUCUCCUCACCGAACACUACAUCUGGCUCUUUGGCGGGUUCGCCACGAAACUGGCUCAAAAUCGUACCCUGUUACAACGUUACCUCCCGAAAAUCACACCACCACCCGGGGACGAUGAGGAGAGACCCCUGGCGGUGGAUCUGGGUUGCGGACCGGGCUUCCAAACCAUCCCCCUUCUUCAUCUGCAUUACACCGUCCUCGCCCUCGACGCAUCCCCACAAAUGCUCGCUGAACUCACCUCCGAACUCCCGCACCAAAACCUGCCCUCACACCAUCUCACCACAGCCCACGACGACCUCCUCCUCUUCCCAUCGUACGUCCCAGACGCCACCGCCGCCGUCAUCGUCUGCAUGGGGGACACGUUAUCCCACCUCGCGACGCUCAACGAGGUCCGCAAAGUCGUCGCGGAUGCCCACGCGGCGUUGAAACCCGGCGGGAGGCUGGUCCUGCAGUUCCGCGACCUCACACGCCCACUCCGCGGCACAGACCGCUUCGUCCCCGUCCAAUCCGACAGCUCGACCAUCUUCACAUGCUUCCUGGAAUGGGAAGGCGAAUGUGAUGUAGACACCGGCGACGCUGGAUACGUCGAGGGCGACUGUACGGGGAAACGGACACCGCAGCAGGAGUUCAACGGCCUCGCUGCGGGGAAUCAAAAGACUAAUGGAAAUACAACAAGCAUCAACGCAUCACCCCACCACCACCAGGCACACGUCGAGUCUUCCGCCGCACGGGAAAUAGCACCAUGCGGCAGCGGCCGCCGCGUGAAAGUACAUGACCUCGUCUACGUGCGCAAGGGCAAUGGGACGUGGGAUAUGUGCAAGUCGUGGUACCAUAAGCUGGCGUUGAGUAGUGAGUGGGUGGGGAAUUAUAUGCGGGAAGUUGGGUUUGACGUGUUGGCGGAGGAUGAGGGGGAGAGUCUGGGGGGGAUGGAGGUGGUGGUGGGCGUGAAGGUUGGCUCUUAG